CUGAAAAGAAGUAAACAGAAUAUGUUAACAAAUCUGACUGGAAAACUCCUGAUCAUCCUGAAUUCACAGUUUCUCUUCAGCCUGUCUCUUUUCUCAAAGUGGAAAUAUUUCUCUGAAGGCGAUUGUCAGUAUGGGCCACACUUUGCUCUGUGUGCUGCCCUUACCAUUUCUUAGUUUACUGCUUUGCUGUGGAGACAUUCAAGCAUGGCUUCCUCUCCUGACUGUGUCUCCAUCAUGGCUGAGUCCUGGAGCCUCAGUCAAUCUAAGCUGUAGGGUUAAAGCUCCAUCUCCAGGUUGGGUGUUCUACUGGUAUGAAGCUGUUCCUGAUUUACUGAGCAAGAACUAUAAAUAUAAGCUGCUGCCUGAUAGCAUCAAUGGGAUUGUAGAGGACUUCUACAUCAUCUAUGGACAGAGACACACAGCAGGAUAUGCAUGUAGAGCUGGAAGAGGAAACCCAGAAUAUUUAACUGAUUACAGUGAACCAAAGUUUGUCUGGUCUGCAGAUUCUCAUCCAGAAGCUUCUCUCACAGUGAGACCUGACAGAGAAAAACUUUUCACCUUAGAUUUUGUCCAGAUGAACUGUCAGGGAAACCUUGCUGGGUGGAGAGUGAGAAAGUUUGAAAUAACUGGAUAUUCAACAUAUUUAACAGACUGCUCCAGUUGGGGGACAAUGACUGGAUCCUCAUGUACUGUUAACAGGUCCUGGUCCAGUAAUGCAGUGUACUGGUGUGAGUCUGGAUCAGGAGAUUUUAGCAAUGCAGUCAACGUCACUUUACACAAGCCAGAGUCUGUCCUAACUGUGUCUCCAUCAUGGCUGAGUCCUGGAGCCUCAGUAACUCUAAGCUGUAAAGUUGGUCCUCCAUCUGCUGAAUGGAGGUUCUACUGGUUUAAGGCUGUCCCUGAUCCUUCACACAGAAAGUACAAAUACGAGGUUUUACCUGAUAGCAUCAGUGGGACUGUACAGGACGCCUACAUCAUUCAUGGACAGAAACACACAGCAGGAUAUGCAUGUAGAGCUACAAGAAGAAACCCAGAGUAUUCAACUGAUUACAGUGAACCAAAGUUUGCUUGGUCCAGAGAUUCUCAUCCAGCAGCAUCUCUCAGCAUUAGUCCUCACAAAGAAAAACAUUUCAAUAUAGAUAAUGUCAAUUUAAAUUGUCAGGGAAACUCUGUUAAGUGGAGAGUGAGGUUUGAACUACCUGGAAAUAAAACUGAUCUAUCUUACUGUUCCAACUGGGGGACAAUGACUGGAUCCUCAUGCACCAUUAAAAGCCACAGGUCCCACAGAGCAGUGUACUGGUGUGAGUCUGAAACAGGACAGUUCAGCAAUGCAGUCAACAUCACCAUACAGACACCACAGUCUGUCCUGGCUGUGUCUCCAUCAUGGCUGAGUCCUGGAGCCUCAGUAACUCUGAGCUGUGAGGUUAAACAUCCAUCAGCAGGAUGGAGGUUCUACUGGUAUAAAACUGUUCCUGAUCCAUCUAACAGCUUCUACAGAUAUGAUCUGCUGCCUGACAGCAUCAAUGUGACUGUAGAGGACUCCUACAUCAUUCAAGGACAGAGACACACAGCAGCAUAUUCAUGUAGAGCUGGAAGAGGAAACCCAGAGUAUUUAACUGAUUACAGUGAACCAAAGUUUGUCUGGUCUGCAGAGUCUCAUCCUGCAUCGUCUCUCACAGUGAGUCCUGACAGAGAGCAACACUUCACCUCUGAGUCUGUAACCCUGAACUGUGGAGUAAACUCUGCUGAGUGGAGAGUGAGGAGGUUUACAGAUGUCUGGUCAGAUCUGUCCUACUGCUCUGACUGGGGGAAAAUGACUGCAUCCUCAUGUACCAUAAACAGUGACUGGUACUGUAAAGCAGUGUACUGGUGUGAGUCUGGAUCAGGAGAGUUCAGCAAUGCAGUCAACACCACAGUACACAAUGGAGAUCUUCUCCUGGUGAGCCCCAUCUAUCCUGUGACUGAGAGAGCUUCUGUCAGUCUGAGCUGCAGACUGAGAGGACAAAACACAGUUUCUAAUGUGAUUUUCUAUCACAAUGACAAAAUGGUACAAAAUGACAGCAGAGGGGAGCUGAACAUCUCUGCAGUGUAUCAGUCAGAUGAAGGUUUUUACAAGUGUGAACAUUCAGGAAAGGUUUCACCACAGAGCUGGAUGGCAGUUCAAGCUGCAUCCAGACCUGGAAGCUCUUCACUUCCUUUGUCGUUGGUUUUUGGACCAGUCAGUGGAGUGGUCCUAGUUAUUCUCCUGCUCCUUCUGUGUCGCUACAAGCAGUCCAGAGACUCUGCUAGCCUGAGACCCUCUGAAGACCCUGGAAAUGGUCUACAUGAAUGUCAGCAUGUCACUUAUGCUCACGUUGAUUUUAAACAUUUUGAAAAUAAGAGGAGGCAGGAUGGACCAGAGACGGUCACCAUUUACUCUCAUGUGAAGACAGGAGCGGCUGGAACAGUCAGCAGCAACAUUCAGUGCUUACCAUAAAAUCUCUCCUUAGAUCAAGUAUUGCUGAAGAAUGCUGCAGGUUGCAGAUCGUCAACACAUAUCCUGCUCUGUAUUGGUGUUUUCAUUUCUUACAUUUCAUUAUCUGUUUUUUUUUUUAUAAUGUGCUACAAAACUUGUAUAAACGUGUUUAAAUUGUGAGCGUAUACCUGAUCUCUACAAAAUGCUUUCUACAGUUUCUACAGUGCAAAUAUUUUUCAUCAUCAUGUUUGUCUUUUUGGGGGUAAAAACAUGCUUUCUGAUGACUUGGAAAAAGGAAAUAAAUAAUUGUUUCAAA
Messenger RNA from Girardinichthys multiradiatus, 2771 nucleotides. RefSeq names its product obscurin-like. The coding region runs from base 131 to 2476 and encodes 781 amino acids. Gene Ontology annotation, biological process: cell surface receptor signaling pathway. The record is from RefSeq and is a predicted model, not a curated record. Gene Ontology annotation, molecular function: transmembrane signaling receptor activity. The transcript is spliced from 13 exons. Lineage: Eukaryota; Metazoa; Chordata; Actinopteri; Cyprinodontiformes; Goodeidae.